AAAAACGUUAAUCAUACAAACGUGGAAUCGAUUUCCGUGUUCUCCGUCUCUGUUGAUUAAAGUCUCCUCUUUUGUAUUUCUCUUUUUCAUUUUCCAGGAAAAUUUUGGCGCUGAUGGGUCGGAUAGGGUUAUUUGAUCUGGAGAAGCAUUUUGCCUUCUACGGUGCAUAUCAUAGCAACCCAAUUAAUAUAUUGAUACAUACUUUUUUUGUGUGGCCAAUCCUUUUCUCUACUCUUCUUCUUGUCUACUUCACGCCCUCUUUUUUCGAUUUCCCAUCUGGGUUUGACCAUGGCCAUGGACUUAUUUUGAAUUUGGGUUUCGUUUUGACUGUUAUCUAUAGUCUGUUCUAUAUAUGUUUGGACAAGAAAGCUGGCUCUUUGGCUGCUUUGCUCUGUUUUCUUUGUUGGGUCGGAGCCAGUCUUCUUGCUCAACACCUCGGUUUCUCAGUAGCAUGGAAGGUUGGGCUGGCAGCUCAAUUGUUCUGUUGGACAGGGCAGUUUAUAGGACAUGGGGUGUUUGAGAAACGUGCACCAGCUCUUCUGGACAACCUUGUUCAAGCCUUCUUGAUGGCUCCUUUCUUUGUUUUGCUCGAGGUUCUUCAGUCGUCUUUGGACUAUGAACCCUAUCCGGGGUUUCGCUCAACUGUGGAAGCAAGGAUUAGUGCUAAUAUCCAAGAGUGGCAAGAGAGCAAGAAUAAGAAAAUCUCUUAAAAAUGGGGUUGAACAUAUUUAGAUGACAUGUUUAAUACAUUUAGAUGAUUAAGAACAGCCAACUGAUUGUACACUUUUUCUCAUGUUAAUAAUGUAUGUGCCUUUGCAAUCUAUGCCAAGGUCCAAAAAUUAUAGUGCUUCAGUAAAAUUUGAUACAAGAAAUGAGCAGAUUUGGUCCGGUCUGC
Cannabis sativa is the source of this 895-nucleotide messenger RNA. Its product is annotated as 2-hydroxy-palmitic acid dioxygenase MPO1. Gene Ontology annotation, biological process: sphingoid catabolic process. The record is from RefSeq and is a predicted model, not a curated record. Lineage: Eukaryota; Viridiplantae; Streptophyta; Magnoliopsida; Rosales; Cannabaceae. The transcript is spliced from 4 exons. Bases 114 to 710 code for a protein of 198 amino acids. Gene Ontology annotation, cellular component: endoplasmic reticulum.